CCGCCCUCCCUGCGUGGGGGCGGUGCUGUCGCCACGUCCGUGGGAGUGCCCGGCAAGAUGGCGGCCGCCGGCGACGCGCGCUCCUUGGCGGGCCGCGCGCUCUGCCUCGUCUUUCUGUGCGGCUGGGCCAUGGCGGCGCGCGGCCUGCAGACCUCCGAUGCUGCAAGAACAGAACUGGUUCAAAAUAUUUCUUCUGGAAAUGAGAAUGAGACCCUGAGCAGCUCCCAAAAUUUGACAGACAACUGGCAGAGUGUAACCCCAACAAAAAAGGAGGCAAGCCCCACGACAGCUAAAAUCAGUUCUGUCACCGUAGGAAAACCAUCCACAGCAAAAGAGGAUUCUGUGCCGUAUGUUCCUCGUGUGGUGACUGUUAGUCCUGUAUCUCAGGUGGAUGUUGAUGCUUCUGAGGAUACUAAAAUUGAGGAGGAAGACCUUCUGACAGAUUUGAAAGAUGCACUGAAUAGUUCACCGCCCGUAGAAAAAGAGAUUCUGGAUUCAGAUGGGGAUGACUAUGAUACUUUUGAAAUGACAUCAAAUUCCAGGUACAACCCAGACCUCCUCGAAAUGCCAGAAGAUGAUGAUUCUGACACCAUCAGCAAUUACAACGAGGAGAUCAAGUCGCUGGAUGAAAAGAUCAAAUAUGUGUCUGUCUCUGGGUUGGAAGAAGAAGAGGACAGCCAUUUCUUUUUUCACCUGGUUAUAGUUGCCUUCUUAGUAGCUGUUGUUUAUGUCACCUAUCACAAUAAGAGGAAAAUCUUCUUACUGGUCCAGAGCCGAAGAUGGAGGGAUGGGCUGUGCUCCAGAACAGUAGAAUAUCAUCGUUUGGAUCAAAACGUCAACGAAGCAAUGCCUUCUCUGAAAAUUACUAAUGACUACGUAUUUUGAAAGCACUGUGAUUUCAGUUUGCUCAACUUAUCACUCUUUGCCUGCCUAGUCAUGUAAUGAUACCCAGGUAUUCUAAACAUGCCACUUGUGCUGAAGUGAGAAGUAGUCUCUUGGAGCUGGGUGCUUUUGAGAUUAAACCUCGUGCAGGAUCAAGGGCACACGUGUCUGCUACUUUGGUCAGAUUUUAGAUCAGCUGUAGAGGUGCAGUUUAACAAUUAGUGCCGUUUCCAUUCGUUAAGCUUCUUCAUUUCUGUCUGGAGCAAUCUUAAUACCAAUCCAAAAAAAAAGCAUAAAAUAUUUUAGGUCUAAUAAAUUAAUGAGUUUGGCAUCACUAAAUCAAAUUAAUAUCUCUUUGCUAAUCACUUAUGGCUCAUGAAUCUUGCUAUAUUGCAAACUUAAAAUACAAUUGCUUUUUCCCAUGCUCAAAUUCUGAUGCUGCAGAUCUUUCAUCUUGUCUUUUUUGGUUCUGUUCUUGCUUUGCAUAGCUUGAUCCUAUUCUAGGCAGAAUAGCUGGUAUGUCAGCUUUGUAAUUUCUGCAUUUCUCACGCAGCAAAUCAUUUAAAAAUAAUUAUGUAGAAAGCAUUUGAUUUCAGAAGUUACUUAUUGCAAAAUGUUCCUGAUCUGUGAGAAGGUGUGCAGCUUUGUGACUGUCCCACUGAUAGUAACGACUAUUGCAUUUUCUUUUGGAAUUAAUGAAUGGGAAAUAAGCCUUGUUCAAUAAACUGACCUGAAAGAGAGGUAGUUGACAGGCUUCCAAUACAGCAAAGCUUUCUGUUGAAUUUUAAAUCCGUUGGGGGAAAAAAGGUCUGUGGCUUGGUCUGCUAUCAACAGGAGUGGGCUGAGAGAGUAAGAAUGCUGUGUUUUGUUGUUAUUCUGACCCAGGUAACAGGCAGAUGGAAAUAGCAGUGUGGGACUGCAGGUCUGCAGCCAGCAACUCUCCUACUUACACAGCAGUGUGAGGCAAGUUAGCGGUACGGUAGGGUGGUCUGUUCUGUUUGAACCUUGUCUUUUCUACUUCCAUUAUUUAUGUUUCCAUGAGUUGUAAAAUAUAAAAUCAUAGUUUUCUGUACAUUCUGUCGGUGAUUUUGUUUUCAAGUUGGUAAAUAUGUAAAUAACGACGGGGCAGAACCCAUAACUAAUGGCUGGGUGCUGAAACAGUGAUGUACCAUUUUGGGAAAAAAGGAAAGAUUCACAGCUGUUGGCUGAGGAGCCCAAGGGCACAGUGCUGCCUUAGAAAUGAAGUGCUGCAAGCAGUGAUUUGCUUUGUUUUCAUAACCGCCAGAAAGUAAAGUACAGGCAGAAAUAUCCCCAGAACUUUUCUUGCAGUAUUUUUGAUCAUAUUUGGACUUGUAUCUCUUAGUAUUUUUGAAUAAGGUUUUUAAAAUAAAUGACAAUAAGAAGUU
Lagopus muta (rock ptarmigan) is the source of this 2288-nucleotide messenger RNA. RefSeq names its product chromosome 14 C5orf15 homolog (gene C14H5orf15). The transcript is spliced from 3 exons. The coding region runs from base 58 to 885 and encodes 275 amino acids. The record is from RefSeq and is a predicted model, not a curated record. NCBI's taxonomy places the organism in Eukaryota, Metazoa, Chordata, Aves, Galliformes, Phasianidae.